Molecule: messenger RNA, 1470 nt
Organism: Dovyalis caffra
Lineage: Eukaryota; Viridiplantae; Streptophyta; Magnoliopsida; Malpighiales; Salicaceae
Source: the annotation of a GenBank genome assembly
AUGACUAUUAGGCUAGAGAGAGAUGUUGAGCAAGGUGAGAUUAAUGGCCUUGAAGACUUGGAAAAGCCACUGAUCUUGGAGGAGAAAAUUGUUGUGAUUAGUGAUAAUGAUGAAACUGAUCAAGAUCAAGAGAAGACUGCAGGAUCCAUUGGGAUGGUUCUGCUAUGUACAUUUGUUGCUGUCUGCGGUUCUUUUGAAUUUGGCUCUUGUGUGGGCUAUUCAGCUCCCACUCAAUCUGCGAUCAGGGAAGAUCUUAAUCUGUCAAUAGCUGAGUACUCUAUGUUCGGCUCUAUAUUAACAAUUGGUGCAAUGUUUGGUGCAAUUACAAGUGGCCGGAUUGCAGACUUUGUUGGUCGAAAAGGGGCAAUGAGAAUGUCAGCUUGCUUCUGCAUAACAGGAUGGCUAGCAGUCUUCUUCUCUAGAGGACCUUUGUUGCUUGAUGUGGGGAGGAUUCUAACAGGAUAUGGCACUGGAGUCUUCUCUUAUGUGAUUCCAAUAUUCAUAGCAGAAAUAGCACCGAAGAAUCUCCGAGGAGGGCUUACCACGUUAAAUCAGCUCUUGAUCGUUACUGGCUCGUCCACUGCAUUCUUAAUUGGAUCAGUCAUAACAUGGAGAGGACUAGCUCUAACUGGUCUCGUUCCCUGCAUUUUCCUGCUCGUUGGUCUAUGUUUCGUUCCGGAGUCUCCCAGAUGGCUGGCAAAAGUUGGUCUCGAGAAAGAGUUCCAAGUUGCACUGCAGAAACUACGUGGCAAAGAUGCUGACGUUACUCGUGAGGCUGCUGAAAUUCAAGUUUACCUUGAAACUCUUCAAGCCCUUCCUAAAGCAAAACUUUUCGAUUUGUUCGAAAGCAAAUACAUUCGUUCUGUUAUUAUCGGAGUGGCAUUAAUGGUUUUCCAACAAUUUGGAGGAAUUAAUGGCAUUGGAUUUUAUGCAAGUGAAACUUUUGCUUCAGCUGGACUUUCUUCAGCAAAAAUUGGAACCAUAGCUUAUGCUUGCAUUCAGGUCCCAAUAACUUUGCUAGGAUCAAUUUUAAUGGACAAAUCAGGAAGACGAUCACUUAUAAUGAUCUCCGCAACUGGGACAUUUCUAGGCUCUUCCUUAGCAGGAGCUUCUUUCUUUCUCAAGGGGCACGGCUUGUUGCUUGAGUGGGUGCCAAUAUUAACAGUCUCAGGAGUGCUAAUUUAUGUAUCGGCAUACUCAAUCGGAAUGGGAGCAGUUCCCUGGGUGAUCAUGUCUGAGAUUUUCCCUAUUAACAUAAAGGGAAUUGCUGGGAGCUUGGUGGUGCUAGUGAACUGGUUGGGUGCUUGGACAGUUUCUUUUACGUUCAACUUUCUUAUGGACUGGAGUUCCUCAGGUACAUUCUUUGUGUACUCGGGAUUCUCAGUGCUGACAGUUCUCUAUGUAGCCAAGUUUGUACCAGAAACCAAAGGAAAAACACUGGAAGAAAUUCAGAAAAUUAUCAAUUCAUAG